GUGUUGUGUGCGUGCGUGGGUGUGCGUGUGCGCGUGUGUAGAAUUACAGGCCCCAAUGUGUGAAGUAUUUGGCGACUAGACUCUCUUGUUUUGGUGCAGGGAGUUGUACCACAAUAUUGAACGUCCUUCGUGGCAUGUUGUACCAUGGGUUGCAAAAGCUGAACUUUCCUCAGCCGUGCCAGUCAUGUGUAGCAGUUAGCUUCGCAAAGAAGUGAUGAUGUGAAUCUUGCUCUGGGCGCCGCUGCAUGCACAAACCUCACAUGCACAUACACGUUCUAUAGUAGAGCCGGGGCCCUGUGAGGUACAAAGGUCCCCCAAAUAACACAACUAAUAUAUAUAAGGAACAAGUUUCAACAACCACAUGAAACUGGCUCUUAUUAGGAAACCCCAGGGGAAAAUGGGCACAUUGCAAACACUGAUCUGGUUAUUCCAGUGUACCAGGCCGAUACGCCGAUGCAGCCAGAACAUGUCGUACUGCCAGAGUAGAAUUUUGUAUUCAAGCAAAAAAAAGGAUAGCAUGUGAAGAGCACUUUUUUAGGUGCAGCAGUAAACAAUUGAACUUUGCAAAAUGUGUAGGAAUGGAAAUCUUCAGUGUUUCCGCUUUGUUGUUGUAUUCAGGCACUGCCGUCGUACAAAGCACAGUCUUUCUCUGGCCCGUCCACUUCCCGGAAAGCGUGCAUGCAAAAUAAUAUUAUUAUUGUUAUACGCUUCACUGCACUGCAUGCCCAGAUAAGAAAGAGAGCGCAUGCCAAAUAUAGCAGAAGCAUUCAAAUGACUCCAACCAGGGACAUCUUCAUAAUGGCAGGAAUAAUACAGUCGACCUAUCCUUAUAACGAUAUUUGCGUCAGACCAAGAAAGAUUGUUAUAAGGGUAAUAUUGUUAUAGGGGUAACUGGAUCAUUUCAUACACAUACGUCAUAAUGCAUGGCUUUGGUUCAUUUUUUACACUCUUCAUAGCAUAAAAAACUGACAUACAUCAUUUUACAUGCACAUUAUGUACAUAGCAAGGUGCCCACUGGUGCCCCCAUUGCAUUUCGUCAUGUCCCAGCGACUUAUCAAGUGAAGCUUGCCCUACCUGGAUAGUGGACUCUACAUAUUCCCUGCUAGAUAUUGUUAUAAAAUGGAAAAUGUCGAUUGGUCAGCCCAUUUUAUAUUGUUAUAGGGGUAAUAUCGUUAUAGCAAUAUUGUUAUAGAGGUAAGGCAUUGUAUACACAAGUCAGUGGAGUGAUUUGGUUUGGCAGAAAAAUAUCGUUAUAAGGGUAAUAUCAGGGAGUCGUAAAAUACCGGGAGGCGACACGCCACACAUUUCACCAUCCGAGGAUUGCCGCACUCGACCCGCGAAAUUUGAAGCGUGAUUGAAACGUCGUCGUCAUCUUCUUGUUCUCAAUUGUUUUUGCUAUAUGCUUCGAGGCUAUUCUGGAUCUCCAGAGCGAAAGCUGGUUGUUUCUGAUACGUACCACGCAUUACCUUAGGUUGAGCCGUGGCUUUUAAUUUUUUUUUGGAAGUUCACUGCUUUGGAGACGACGGAAUGUCAAGGAAACGUAAGGCCGAGUCGCCUCACCGACUGAGCAAAGUUCUCUGCGACGAAAGUCACACUAUCGGCGAAUGCACUCAAGAGCUUCCGAGCCACGCAGAGUCACCUGACCAACUGAAGAAGGUUCUGUGCGACGAAAGUCACACUAUCGGCGAAUGCACUCAAGAGCUUCCGAGCCACGCCGAGUCACCUGACCAACUGAAGAAGGUUCUGUGCGACGAAAGUCACACUAUCGGCGAAUGCACUCAAGAGCUUCCGAGCCACGCCGGGCCACCUGACCAACUGAAGAAGGUUUUGUGCGACGAAAGUCACACUAUCGACGAAUGCACUCAAGAGCUUCCGACCCAGACUAAGUCACAUGACCGACUGAGCAAAGUUCUGUGCAACGAAAGUCACACUAUCGGCGAAUGCACUCAAGAGCUUACAACCCACGAGGAGAGAGCGGAGAAAUGCUCGGCCCCUGGCAAUGACUCGAACGCAACAACUGGGGCACCACUGUCUUGGCGUGGUUCAGUACCACCCUCAGUCCGCGAAAUCCUGGUCUACGCGGUCCUGGUCUACAGUGAUAGUCAGGAACCGUAUAGAGCUCGGCUUCCGUCCAGCAAGCUCUACUCCUCUGCUGUGAUGGUCGCCAACCAGUUCCUCCAGUCGAGGGAACAAAUUAGUGCCAUUCAGCUAUCGAAUUAUUUCAACCGAAUCAAGAAGCCUGGGAACUACGGAAAAUAUCUUGGACGCCUGCGGACAACACGCUUCCGCACCAUCAUAUCGUCCGUCGUGGAAUCGUGCAACACGCAGUUUCGGAAGGCAGACAGCAAGUCUCUAGAUGGCGGCGAGGUGUUGGAGGUGAGGAAAGUCGUUGAGGGUGCUAUCAGCCAGUGGGCCUCACCACCCACACCCCCCACACCCUCCACAUCACCUACACCUGCUGCCAUGGACUUCAAUGGCAUUGCGGCGCGCAUCAACAGCAUGGCACGCUGGAAGGCAAUUGAAGACGAUGACCUAAAGGCACACUAUUUUAGCCCAAGGCCUGGCUGUCCCCAGCUAACUGUACUGGUGAAGAGAGACUUCACAUUCCAAUUGUUGAUGCAAAGUAAGAUCGUUGACAUGACCAGAAUAUGUAAGCCUCCGGAAAAGCUUCUCACCUGUGAAGAUAUAGAGACCGUCGUGUUAGCCAUCGAGAGAGCCGAUAAUUGCCAGGGCUGCAGAUACGACAAAUACAAAGAUUGGAUUGAAAACCGGCUCGAUGGUGGAACGUUCAAGAAUUCGUCUGGUGCGGUAGUUGGAAAACUCGAAACAUGUGAACCAACACCAUGCAUACGAACAGUAGCAUGUCCUAUACUCGUACCUGCUGGUACUAGUUCCGUUUGCGCUGCUUGUAAAGCUUUGGAUGGUACCCUGAGAAGAGGCUUGUCCAGAUUUAAAACCCGAGGCACUGAAACAAGCCCACAUACCGCCUUCAUCCAUCUACCCCAAGCCAAGCUUGUUGACAUGCUACGUGAGAGGCGGGACAAGACUAGCCUCGUGACCAGACGAUUGGAGCGCCUUGUUGCCUCCAGAGAGAGAAUGGAGACUACAAAGCACAAUGAGGAGUAUGCAUCCAUAUUUCGCCAACUAGAACCAGCCAUGAAUGCAGUGCGUGAGCGUGUUGAGAACCCAACUUGCAAGUGGGCAACUUGCAGAGAAACCUUUUCAACUAUAGAUGACCUGCAAGUUCAUAUCCAUUUCACUCACCUGAAUAUCGAGGAGACCUCAACACAACGUCAGCCCCUCUACAAAUGCCGCUGGGAAUCCUGCAAACACACCGAAUUCAAAAACAGGCAGGAAUUCAAGUCUCACAUCACAAGGCACACUGGACGACAGGAGGAUUCGUUCUUUGCCAUUCUUCUAGCUGACCAGGCAAAAGCAUUAUCAACAUCGCCCGAGCAGAUGCGUUGGCAUCCAGCUGUACUACGGUGGUGCCUUCAGCAACAUUCCCGGUCGCAAAGAACUUAUGAAGUGCUGAGGAACAGCGGGUUUCUGCGUCUGCCAAGUGGGCGAACACUAUCGCGUUAUUGCAAUUACACACAGCCAGAAACAGGCUGGAAGCCAGCAAAGAUGGCAGAAAUGCGUCAACUAUAUGAGAAAUUUAUCGAAAGUAAACGUGGCAAGGGUGAUCGAAGUUUCAUCGGCGGCCUCUACUUCGACGAAAUAAAAAUCAAGGAGGGACUCGUCUGGGACUGUGGCACUAAUGAUCUAAUCGGCUUUGUGGACAGCGAGGAACCAGUUGUUGACAGCAAUGAUAAACUGGUCGCAACACAUAUUAUGCAGUUCCACUUCAAGUCCCUUUUCUCUAAUUUUAAUUUCCCCUGUGCAUACUUCAAUACGAACUCACCCACCUCCAGUUCCAUAAACGACAUGUUCUGGACUGGCGUGGAGCAGCUCCACAGUUAUGGAUUCCGGGUACAAGUGUGUUGCUGCGACGGUGCGGCCAGCAAUAGAAAGUUCAUGAUGGACAACCAGGCACUUAAUAGUGAAAACCCUGGCUCCACCCUCAACCCGUACGGAAACUGGCCACUCUUUUUCCUGUCAGACCCGACCCACCUCAUUAAAAAGAUGAGGAACAAUUUCUCAAAGAGCGGAUACGAGUCAUGGUGCACACGCCUCCUAACCAUUAACAACAAGCCUAUACUGUGGAGCCACAUUAAGCAGGUACUCAAGCGGGAUCAGGGGAGAAUGGUCCAAUGCACACCCUUGAGGGAGCAACAUGUUCAACUGACGUCCUUUUCUAGGAUGAGUAGCCGGCUGGCGUACGACGUAUUUAACAAAAGAGUGGAAGAGGACAUGCAGGACAACCAGCAACAAGACACAAUCUCUACCAGGGAGUUCAUGCGUAAUGUUAGGGCACUGGGUGAUGUGUUUUCGUCCCAUGAGAAGGUUUCGAACCCACGGGACAGUAUUCCCCGCGCACUGUCGGCGACAAUGCAGUGGUUUGACCAAUGGCAUACACAAACGGAAAAGGUGCCAAAAGCAUUCAUCUCACACCAGGUCUACACGGAUAUGAAAAUAACGGCUGGUGGAUUUGCAGGACUGGUACAGUUCAGAACAUGUGACCCCAGAGUGAAACACCUUAACUUGUACAUACUUCCCCAUCGAUUGACACAAGACUUUGUUGAAAACUACUUCAGCCUACAGCGUAGCACAGGCGGUGCAAACCAGAAUAUGACAGCCAGGGCAUACGGCUAUCAAGCUAAUGCUAUUGCUCAAACCCAUGUCAUACCCAGCAACCUCGGGCGAGCUGCUCUUGAUCUGCCCUUGACUAUGAGGAAUACCAGCAACGCCCCAAGUGCGAGCAAAUAGUGCACCAACCAUCGUUUCAUAUCAAAUCGCAGGCGGCCAU
Sycon ciliatum is the source of this 4909-nucleotide messenger RNA. RefSeq lists its product as uncharacterized. NCBI's taxonomy places the organism in Eukaryota, Metazoa, Porifera, Calcarea, Leucosolenida, Sycettidae. The transcript has 7 exons. Bases 1528 to 4869 code for a protein of 1113 amino acids. The record is from RefSeq and is a predicted model, not a curated record.